AAGUGCGGCCUAAGCCUAACCCGGCAAAGAGAAACAGAAGAGCAAAAUUUGAAGUGCAAAGUGUGUGUGUGUGUAGCGAUGGCUGAUGUUUCAGAUUCUCAAGAACAGCCUGUUCUUGAUUCCGCUGAACUGGAAAUGAAGAAGAAGCGACUGUUGGUGGAGCUGGAAUCUGCGCUGGGCGGUGAGAAAUCGGUGACGGCGCAGGCGUCUUCUUCUUCUUCUUCCUCCUUAGGCUUGGGUAUUGAGGUUAUCGACGAAACGGCGUUGCUUGACUCCGUUGCGAAGAAGAACGGAGGUUCAAGAAGAACCAAGAACAACAACAAUGGUCACAAUCACAAGAAGUCGAAGCCCUCAAAUAAGAUUGGGAACAAAAAGUACUCUCGUAAGGAGUUGGAGUCUCUGAGAUUCGUGAACAUGGCCCGACAACGCAAGUUCUGGAAAGCAAUUCACGCUGCCUUUCAAACCACCGUGGCCAUGGAGUAUGAUGCUUUAGCCUCCUCACCCCUGCCGCAUAACAAACCAAUCCUCAGUGCAGUGUUUUGUGAAAUUAGGGAUAGUGAAAAAGUGACUCCUGUUGACCCUUCUUGUAGUCAUAAUCUUGUGGGUGAGGAUGGGUGCUCAAUUGUAAAAGAGUGCAGUGAAGAAGAUGAUGGUAGUGAUGAUGACUAUGCUAGCAUCCAAAGGCCUGCCUUUAUGGUUGAUGGAGAACCUAAUUUUGAUUCUGGUCCACCAGAAGAUGGAUGGGAAUAUCUUAGGCGUGUCAGGUGGGAGGCACAUCAAAUUCCAAAAGUGAAGGUAGCAAAACUUGAUAGAGGUAAACUUAACAAGGAACAAAGUGCUUACAUGCCCCAGAUUCCUGAUAUUGCCAAGUGUCCAGAGCAUCUGCUGCCACUGAAAGAGUGGGAGGAUGCAUUUCUUGCCGAGUUUUCUGCACUGAGAACGAAUUUCUCAUGCCUUGAUGGUUCAAGUGCCAUACAUUCUGGAAAUCUUCAUGUUCAUUCCUCACAAAUAGUUGGGAACAAUUGUGGAGAAUUUUCUAGUGUUAUGAGCAGAGAUGUGUUACUUAAUAAUCAUUUGAGAAUUGGUAAUGCAAAUGAUCAACCUACGAACUUGACUGCUGAAGAUAAGGAUAGAACACUGUCUUCAGAGAAUCCUGAAGCGAAAACUUCAGCUGAUCAAAGUAGCAGCAGCAGCUCCCACACUCCCCCUUUGCUUUCCGUAAUCUUAGCAAUGGACUCUGUAGCCCGGGUAUCAAGUUUGUUGAAACGAAUUAGGUUGCUAGAGGCUGCAGACACUAUGACAAGGAAUGAUUGCAUGUGGCUUUUUGCUCUCUGUGCAACAGUUGAUGCUCCACUAGAUGCUGAUACUUGUGCUGCUCUCAGGAGUCUGCUAAGGAAGUGUGCUAGCAUCCGUGCCGGAAAGGCUGAAUUGGAUGAGGAGGUUGUAAUGUUGAAUAUAUUGGCUACAAUUUCUGGAAGGUACUUUGGGCAAUCUGAAAACUGAAUUCCCAGUUUGUAAUUUUGUUGUGUUAUGACACCUUCUGUUUUGGGAACUGGUAUGGAGCCAAUGACGUGUAUGUUAUGACAGAUAAUAUGGAGUGUUUUUUUUCAUAAUAGAUUUCUACUUCUAUAUUC
Glycine soja is the source of this 1634-nucleotide messenger RNA. Its product is annotated as gem-associated protein 2-like. Gene Ontology annotation, cellular component: SMN complex; nucleus. The coding region runs from base 79 to 1503 and encodes 474 amino acids. The record is from RefSeq and is a predicted model, not a curated record. Gene Ontology annotation, biological process: spliceosomal snRNP assembly. Lineage: Eukaryota; Viridiplantae; Streptophyta; Magnoliopsida; Fabales; Fabaceae. The transcript is spliced from 4 exons.